AUGCUGUCCCUUCGUGCCUUUUCUCGCUCUGUUCCGCGUCUGUCGCGCACUGUCGCUCGGACUUCUCUUCGCCCGGCCGUUCUGCCCAAGACUGCUUUCGUGCAGCCCUGGAAGCAGGCCUCCAAGCCCGCCUACGCUGCCUUCUCAACUUCCACCAUUCGCCGCGAGCCCGCCGCUGAGAGUGACGUUGAGCUUAUUGCUAAGCUGGAAGAGGAGCUGAAGCAUGAGAAGGCUUCUGGCCAAGAGGAUGCUCGCGAGCAGCAGGCCAGCAUUGACUACACUUUGCAGACUGGCGAGUGGAAGGCUAAGGAUGUUGAGGGUGAGCAGGAGGUUGUCUUGACCAAGACUUUCGGCAACGAGACAAUCCGUGUCACCUUCACCGUCGCUGAUAUCAACAACCUCGCCGAGGACCCCAUGGACGAGCUCACCGACGAUGCCCUGGGCGACGAGGGCGACUUCCAGAGCCAGAACAAGCCCGCUGAAGGCGAGGACGAGAUUCUGCCCCCUACCUUCCCGGCUCGUAUCAAUGUCACCGUUGAGAAGCCUAACAACGGUGCUCUCCUGAUCCAGGCCGUUAUCCAGGAUGGUGACCUCCAGAUCGAGGAGAUCUCUCACUUCAAGAGCGCCGAAAUUGCCAACGCACAGACUGCCGAGAAGGACUGGUCCCGCCAGAGCCUCUAUGCCGGUCCCCCUGCCGAGAACCUGGACCCUGAGCUGCUUGCUUUCUGGGGUCGCUAUCUCGAGGAGCGUGGCCUGAACAUCGAGUUCCAGAACAUGGUCACCGACUACAUUGCCUUCAAGGAGCAGAAGGAAUACGUUCGGUGGUUGGAGAGUGUCCGCAAGUUCGUCGCGGCUUAA
Penicillium macrosclerotiorum is the source of this 858-nucleotide messenger RNA. Its product is annotated as MAM33 family protein. Lineage: Eukaryota; Fungi; Ascomycota; Eurotiomycetes; Eurotiales; Aspergillaceae. The record is from RefSeq and is a predicted model, not a curated record. Gene Ontology annotation, cellular component: mitochondrial matrix. Gene Ontology annotation, biological process: cytosolic ribosome assembly. The transcript is spliced from 4 exons. Bases 1 to 858 code for a protein of 285 amino acids.